Molecule: messenger RNA, 1314 nt
Organism: Arctia plantaginis
Lineage: Eukaryota; Metazoa; Arthropoda; Insecta; Lepidoptera; Erebidae
Source: the annotation of a GenBank genome assembly
AUGCCGGCUGCAGUUUGCGACUUAAAUAUAUCAGAUACUCAGAGAGGCCUCAUCUAUUCUAUACCACCUGUAGGUAUUGUUUUAAUGUUAUUCCAGUGGGGAUACUUGGUAGACACUAAAGGCAGGAAGAAGGUCAUCACAUGUAGCUGUUUGGGUGCUGGAAUAUUUAGCACAGCGUCUGCAUUUAUGCCGGAUCUAAUAAGCUUUGCGAUUUGCAAAUUUGUGACUGCACUGUGCAUGGGUUGCGCUUUAAUUGUGCCAAUUUCAUAUGUUGCUGAAAUUCUACCAAAGGAGUACAGAGACCUGGCAGUGACCGUUUUCACUACCAUACAAUUAUUGGGGUCAGGAUUUGUGCCACUUCUCGCGUGGGGAAUACUAAGUUUGGACUUCAGUGUAGACUUCGGAGCAUAUUUUUUCCGUCCUUGGCGUCUUCUUGUUAUUGUUUACGCUAUGUUUUUCUUGAUAGCAUCCGUCUUUUUGUUUUUUGUCCCUGAAAGUCCUAAAUAUUUAGUGGCCGUAGGAAGAAAUGACGAGGCACUUAAUGUUGUGCGAGGUAUUUACAUAAAGAAUAAGAAAAAACGGCCUGAAGACUUUCCGAUUAAAGAUCUUGAUGAGAAUUAUGACAGUAAAAAAGAAAGCUUCCUUACAUCUUUAAAAGUACAGAGCUUACCAUUGUUGAAGCCUCCUUAUUUAAAAUGGUUGCUGCUUAAUGCAUUCCUGCUCUUUGGUGCAUAUUCAGUGUUAAGUGGUCUCUAUUCGUGGAUACCUGAUAUAUUGAACCGACUAUUGAUAGACGAUGGCGAAGGUCAAACCGCAUGUGAUGCUUUCCAGUCCAUUAGUCAGGCAGUUGAUGAUGACGGUGGCGAUGUAUGCAACGACACUAUAGACCGAACAACUUUUAUAAUAAGUACAAUAGCUAGUUUUAGUAGUUUUGUACUCGCCAGUUUAAUCGGUAGUACGGUCAAGUUUAUUAAUAAGAAGAUAGUACUAAUAUUAGUGCUCAUAGGCGUCGGCACCAUUUGCAUAGUUAUCACAUUAAUAACUGAGGUUAUACCGUUUGCGGUGAUGCUGCCCUUUAUUCAAGGAAUAAAUGUAGUCGUUGGACUCGUUACAGCUUUUUCAGUGGACAUAUUUCCAGUAAAUUUGAGGGGUAUGGCGGUUUGUUUGACAAUGGUGGGUUCUGGAUUGGGCACGGUCUUUGGGGCUAACAUAUCAGCUUUGCUUCUAAAUACAGCCUGCAAUGUUACAUUUUAUUUGCUUGGAGGUUUACUUAUUUUUUGUGGGUUUCUUGCCUUAUUACUUCCUAAGUCUUAA